Molecule: messenger RNA, 814 nt
Organism: Oncorhynchus keta (chum salmon)
Lineage: Eukaryota; Metazoa; Chordata; Actinopteri; Salmoniformes; Salmonidae
Exons: 4
Coding region: 94-726 (210 amino acids)
Source: RefSeq, a predicted model, not a curated record
ACCGCUGAUAAUCAAGAGUAUCUGAAGGUUAAGAAGAGGACCAAACAAAAGUCAGAGAAGCCCUAUUCCCACUCCUCCAGAAGCAGGGCAGUGAUGACCCCAGUUGUCCCUAUAGCUCUGGGGGAGCUGGAGUCCCCUGGGACCAGUGAUGAUGAGGAGGCCACAGACCGGAAGGAGAGGGUCUCCAGUGCCAGGGAACGGCAUGAGCAAGCCAGAGCCAUGAUGGACACAUUCACUGAGAAGUUCCACUCUAUCGCAGAGGAUCUCCAAGAGAUGAAGAUUCCCAGGAAGAGGUCCACUCGACUGCGGUCAUCAUGCUCCCAGUCUGCCAAUGAGGAUGGAUCCCCCCUGACCUCUACCCAAUCAGAUAAGGCCCUGAGGCGAGACUGGUCACGACAUAUGAUUACAGCCGGAGAGGCCGGUGGUGACAUCAUUCAAACACCUUCAUCAGCGUCAUUAUUCUCUUUGCCAACCAUUCAUGAGGUCGUCAAGGGGAGCAGGGAGUCCAAACCUGAUGUUUCCGGAGAUGAUGUCAAAAAGAGCAAGACGUCCAAAUGUAAAGUCAGGCAAGGCUUUCGCUAUUUCACCAAGGCUUUGACUGGACUGUUGCGUACAAAAGAUGACCCUUCUGGAGAUGGACGGAUUGCGCGAAGUGUGACACCAUCCAAUGACGCACUCAAUAUGGUCAUGGCUCCUCCACAUCCACUCACUAACUGGCAUUUGUGAGCUACGUUCAGACAAAAAGGCAACCACAUUUUGUAUGGAUGAUAUUUAGCAGAGGAUAUGUUUUUCUUAUAUAAAGGAUACAAAUGAA